AUGACUUCCAGCGACUUGAAGUCGCAGCAUGAUCAUCUCGAUGAUAAAGCCAGCACACAGGAGUCUGGCGAGAUGUUCACACCUAAGGAAGCCUCCGCAAUAAGGCGUCGGAUAGACCUGAGACUCAUCCCUGCACUCGGUCUCAUGUACGGAAUUUCCCUUAUGGACCGAAAGAACGUCUCCAAUGCCGCGAUUGCGGGAAUGCUGGUGGACCUCAAGUUGCAGAAAGGGUAUGGAUACAGUUUGAUCACCCUCAGCUUUUUUAUCACAUACAUCUUGUUCCAGCCCGUCAUGACGAUUGCGUGUCGCAAAAUCGGUCCCCGUCUCUUUUUGCCGGGUAUCUGUCUUUUGUGGGGGAGUGUUAUAAUCGGAUUUGGCUGGAUCUCUAAAUGGACUGGUAUGGUCGGCUUGCGACUGGUUCUCGGAAUUCUCGAGGCGGGAUACUUUCCGGGAUGUGUCUACCUCCUUUCUACAUGGUUCACUAAAUUUGAGGUGGCGCGACGAUAUUCGGUCUUUUAUGUGAUUGGGACUUUCUCAAGUGCGAUGUCUGGAAUCCUCGCAUUCGGACUUAUGCAGAUGGAGGGAGUGCAGGGUAUUCGGGGUUGGCGUUGGAUUUUUAUUAUGGAGGGAGUGAUUACAAUCGGAAUAGCCAUUUUUGCCUACAUAUUUAUUGUCCGCUUCCCCGACGAAGAGCUGACAAAGCCUUCAUUCCGCUUCCUCAAGCCAGAUGAAUGUCAAUUCAUCGUUGAUCGCCUGGAAAAGGACCGCGGAGAUGUGGCAAUGGAGCCAUUCAAUCUCCUCAAGUUUUUGAAACCUGCUCUUGAGUUGCACAUUUGGGGAUUCGCUUUCUUGUUCUUCUGCCUCACGACUGUCACCUACUCAUUUGCAUUUUUCCUCCCCAUCAUCCUGAAGGAUAACCUCGGAUUUUCCAUGGCGGCUUCGCAAUGCCUGGUUGCACCACCAUACGCCUUCGCAGGGAUAUUGAUGUUUUCGACGGCCUGGUUUGCAGACCGUCUUAAAGUUCGGUUUCCUUUCAUUAUUUUGAACAGUGUGAUAACAAUUGUUGGCCUGCCGAUUAUGGGGUUUCACUCGAAUUCUGCUGUGAGAUAUUUUGGCGCGUUCCUCGGCGUAGCUGGAGCGAAUGCCAAUGUUCCUUUGGUCAUGGCAUACCAGGCAAACAAUAUCAAAGGUCAAUGGAAACGCGCUUUCUGUUCUGCAACACUGACUGGAUUUGGAGGAAUUGGAGGAAUAGCAGGAAGUCUUAUUUUUCGCUCGCAAGAUAAACCAAGCUAUAUCCCUGGUAUUUCCGCCUGCAUAGCCACUUCCUGUGUCAUCGUCAUCACCGUCCUCAUCAUGACCGCAUAUUUUAAGUGGGCGAACGACAAAGCCGAUAGAGGCGAGAAAGUUAUCGAUGGCAGUCCCGAAUUUAGGUACACCCUCUAA
Molecule: messenger RNA, 1443 nt
Organism: Paracoccidioides lutzii Pb01
Exons: 9
Coding region: 1-1443 (480 amino acids)
Biological process (GO): transmembrane transport
Cellular component (GO): membrane
Molecular function (GO): transmembrane transporter activity
Source: RefSeq, a predicted model, not a curated record